This is a messenger RNA of Myodes glareolus (Bank vole), 9869 nucleotides long. It is a transcript of the gene Ston2, whose product is annotated as stonin 2. Lineage: Eukaryota; Metazoa; Chordata; Mammalia; Rodentia; Cricetidae. The record is from RefSeq and is a predicted model, not a curated record. Gene Ontology annotation, biological process: endocytosis; regulation of endocytosis.
CCCAGCGAGCCCAGAGUCGCGAGCGGGCAGUGGUGGCGCGGCGACCCGGAGGCAGCACUGCUAGAGCGGCGGCGGGACUGAGGCUGGGCUGGGGAGCUGGUGGUGGCGCGGACCUCAGCGCCGACGCCGGGACUCUGCUCACCCCGACACUGAUCUCUGCCUGGCAGAUUAACCAAAGCCAAGGAGGACCAGUCUUGUGGCUGUUCUGAUUGCUGGCAUUCACCCACCUCUGUGAUAGACUGGAGGCCCAAGCUCACGGUGCUGCUGCCCUGCUCGCCCCAGACAUCUUUCUGGGGUCUACUUGAGGUCAGCAGGGUGAAGAUGAGCAACAUUCUCUUAGCAUGACGACCUUGGACCAUGUCGUCGCUACCCACCAGUCAGAGUGGGUCUCCUUCAGUGAAGAGCCCCUUUUCCCCGCCCCUUCAGAGGGGGCCACAGAGGAACACUUCCCAGGAUCAUCGUCUUCCUCAGACCCGUCUGAGAGCUCCUCCGGGGAGAAUCCUGCCGUGGAUGGAGGCUGCCAGGACCUUUCCCACUCCGAGCAGGAUGACGCCUCUGAGAAGAUGGGUCUCAUCUCUGAAGCGGCCACCCCUCCCGGGAGCCCAGUGCAGCCCACGCCUGACUUGGCCUCGGCCAUCAGCAACUGGGUGCAGUUUGAAGAUGAUGCACCUUGGAGCAACACCUCACCACCUCACAAGGAAACCGCCCUCACGUUGACCAUGCCUUGCUGGACCUGCCCUUCCUUCGACUCUUUAAGAAGGUGCCCUUUGACCUCCGAGAGCAGCUGGACGACCCAUUCCGAGGAUACCAGCAGUCCUAGUGUUGCUCCUUCAUGCACGGACCUGCAGCUCCUCAGUGCUGAGGAGCAGGCAAGCAGCCGGACUUCCAGGACCGACUCCACGGACAACUCCUCCUCCCUCCAGGAAGAUGAAGAAGUAGAGAUGGAGGCUGUCAGCUGGCAGGCCGGCAGUCCAGCCAUGAACGGGCACCCUGCUGUUCCCCCAGUGACCACUGCCCGUUUCCCCAGCUGGGUCACUUUUGAUGACAAUGAAGUUAGCUGCCCUUUGCCACCGGUCACCUCCCCCAUGAAACCAAAUACGCCGCCGGUGGCAGCUGCCGCCCCAGAUGCACCCUACAACCCAACUGGGUCAUUUAAGAGGGACCGUCCCAAGAGCGCCCUGAUGAACUUCUCCAAAGUUCAGAAGCUGGACAUUUCCUCCUUAAACCGUCCGCCUUCGGUAAUCGAGGCACCGCCCUGGAGGGCCACCAAUCCUUUUCUGAAUGAGACUCUGCAGGACGUACAGCCCUCCCCUAUCAACCCGUUCAGUGCUUUCUUCGAAGAGCAGGAGCGGCGCUCCCAAAGCAGUUCUGUUUCCACGGGCAAAAGCCAAAGAGAUUCUCUCAUUGUCAUCUACCAGGAUGCCAUCAGCUUUGAUGAUUCGGGCAAAAGCCAGUCCCACCCCGACGCUAUUGAAAAGCUCAAACAGCUCCAAAUCGAUGACCCCGAUCACGUCGGCAGUGCCGCCCUGCCUGAUGACGACCCCGUAGCCUGGGUUGACCUAAAUGCUCACUCACCUGCCUCAGCCCUGUCUCAACCCAGGGAUGGGUGGCCGAUGAUGCUGAGAAUUCCCGAGAAGAAAAACAUCAUGUCCUCUAGGCACUGGGGACCAAUCUACAUCAAACUGACAGACAGCGGCUACCUGCAGCUGUAUUACGAGCAGGGCCUGGAGAAACCGUUCCGUGAAUUCAAGCUGGAGAUCUGUCAUGAGGUUUCCGAACCCCGGCUCCAAAACUAUGAUGAGAGCGGGAGGAUUCACAGCCUGAGGAUAGACCGAGUCACUUACAAAGAGAAGAAGAAAUACCAGCCCAAACCCGCUGUGGCCCACACAGCCGAGAGGGAGCAGGUGAUUAAACUGGGUACCACCAAUUACGAUGACUUCCUGAGCUUCAUCCACGCGGUUCAGGACUGUCUCAUGGAUUUACCCGUGCUCUCCAUGGACUUGAGCACGGUUGGCUUAAACUACCUCGAAGAGGAGAUUACGGUGGAUGUGAGAGAUGAAUUCUCCGGCACCGUAAGCAAGGGAGACAACCAGAUCCUCCAGCACCAUGUCUUGACACGGAUCCACGUCCUGAGUUUCCUGUCUGGGCUCGCCGAGUGCCGCCUGGGCCUCAACGACAUCCUUAUCAAGGGAAACGAGAUCGUUUCCCGUCAGGACAUCAUGCCCACCACCACCACAAAGUGGAUCAAGCUCCACGAGUGCCGCUUCCACGGGUGUGUGGACGAGGACGUGUUUACCAGUUCUCGGGUUAUUCUUUUCAACCCUUUGGACGCAUGCCGGUUUGAGCUCAUGAGGUUUAGGACAGUAUUUGCCGAGAAGACCUUGCCCUUCACGCUCAGGACGGCAGCGAGCAUCAACGGGGCAGAGGUAGAGGUGCAGAGCUGGCUGAGGAUGUCACCUGGCUUCUCGUCGAACCGUGACCCCCUCACUCAGGUGCCCUGUGAGAACGUGAUGGUGCGCUACCCAGUGCCCAGUGAAUGGGUGAAAAACUUCCGCAGGGAAAGUGUUCUAGGGGAAAAGUCUUUGAAAGCCAAAGUGAACCGGGGGGCAAGUUUUGGCUCGGCUGGUGUCUCUGGCUCUGAGCCUGUCAUGAGAGUAACUCUGGGAACUGCCAAGUAUGAGCAUGCCUUCAAUGCCAUUGUGUGGAGGAUAAACCGACUGCCAGAUAAGAACUCAGCUUCUGGUCACCCACACUGUUUCUUUUGCCACCUCGAACUUGGCUCUGACCGGGAAGUGCCUUCCAGAUUUGCCAAUUAUGUAAAUGUCGAGUUCAGCAUGCCCACGACUUCUGCCUCCAAAGCAGCUGUGAGAUCUAUCUCUGUGGAAGACAAGCCUGGUGUCAGGAAGUGGGUCAAUUACUCUGCCCACUACAGCUACAAGGUGGAAAUUGAACAAAAAAAGAGUUUGAAGCCAGACUUUGAGGGAGAGGAGUUGGACAACCCAAAGGAGUGUGGGGUACAAUGACAGUGGCCUACUGUGUAAGGACCUGAGGAACGCUGACUCACGAUCGGGUGUCUUCCUGAAUACGUCAAGAUUAAGUCAACACCUGCUGUGGCUGCUUCUCAGUGGGAGCAGUCUACCACAGUUCCCUGUGUGCAGUCACCCGUGUGCAACAGGAAAUCUUGAGGGGGUUACUUUCAGUAGACUCCUUGACGCUGAGCAUGCCUGAAGCAUGGGUGCACCCAGCUUUUGGAGUGUAUUGUAUAUUGAGCCUCCUUGUCUCCUUUCUGCUUAUAUCAUGACACUGGGGUGUGGUUUAUGGUGACGAUUAGCGACCUGAAGAGAACAUCCAACGUCAAUCUUGGCACAGUUUGCUCCCGGUCUCCAUCUGUCCCUUGUAGGUUUCUGGAAAAAGCAGUCUGGAAAGUUAAAUCAAGACUCCAUCUCCAGGGAUCCCUCUAUAAAACAGUGAGAAGACUUUCAAAACCAUUUCCCUUUGGGUCUACUAGGCCUUUUCUAGAACUCUCCAUUCUUUAAAUGCUGAUUUUACUCCACAGAGGUUUUCCAGAUGUUUCCUUUCUAUUCUGGAUUGUUCAAGGUCAAAAUAUUUUUCUUCAACUCCUCCUUUCCCAUUUGCUAUCCUAAGUCAUGAUACCCAGCGGGAGAGGCCAAUCAGAUUUCUUUUUUUCAAAUCCAGGGGUUGGAACUUAAUUCUACCAAUGAACUGGAUUGGAUUCAUGAUCUGUUGAAAAGAACUCGAAGGAAAGGGGACAUUACAUGUAAUUAUAUUCAGUUCAGAAGACAGCUUCAGUCAUGAUGGAUUGCCAGAUUCUCACCGAUCACUUCUAAUUCCUGAAAUACAGGCAUGGCUAUGGGAGAGGCCUGUGAGAAAGGCACUUGGGAGUUCUUUUUAUACCUCAUAGGCAAGGACUGUUACAUGUCCCUUUAACUCAAAAUUUAGAGAAAACUUAAGGAGUAAAAGCUCAAUUGGAAUGAGCUCUGCCUCAAAUAACAAGCUUGGUGUUGGUGGUCAGUGUUGUGAAAGUACAAACAGGCAGAAGCCUCCGGGGUGGGGCUGGAGAAAGCCGGGUUCCCGGUGUCAUGAACAUGAAAACCUGAUUCUGAGAACCAGAACUUCCCUUUCUGUCCCAUGUUCCCAGCCCACCCACUGCUCCCCACUCCCUGCUUAUUUGUACCUUGGUGUUUUCUCUCUUGAAGGAUAAAGUGAGGGGACAGAAUGCAUAUUUUAUCAGACUUGGGAAAUAUAAGGAAAUAUAAAAUACCUGCAGUUUGGGACUGACUGAUUCAAGAUUUAUCUAUUGAGUUCAUAUUUAGUGAGAUUGAUCUAUGUACUGGCCUUAGACAUUAGAAAUCAUUGCAGUGUUUUAAACUGAGUUGUUUUGUUUUCAAGACAGGGUUUCUCUGUGUAGCCUUGGCUGUCCUAGAAUUUUCUCUGUAGACCAGAUUGGCUUUGAACGCAGAGAUUCAUCUGCCUGUCUCCAGAAUGCAGGAAUUAAAGGCAUGCACCAGUACCUUCCCCAGCUUGAACUAUGUUUUUAACUGUCUAAGCAUUAGAUUGAAAUGUGAAGGACAAGCUGCAGAGGCAUAGACCUGUGUUUUGAGUUUUUAAAAUGCCACCCUUUCAGUUCGGAAGUGCGGGUGUGCAUAGAACCCAGGAGGCUGGGUUUUAUAGCAGUUUAUAUAGAAAUGUUUUCUUAAGGAAAUGGGAGGUUGGUUUUGAACCAGGUAUAUAUCAUGGCUAUUCACAAAGCUAAUGCAUUCCACCUGUGGUGGUAGGUGUUUAAACAACUCUGCUUGGUGCAUUGGCCCACACAUGCCUGAAUGGAGGGGUUGCACCCCAUUAUAGCUACUAUAUUUUAAGGGAAGCAUUAAUAAGUUGAACGUGUCCAUAGGCAGGUAAGCAAAGUUGCGAAGAUUGUGACUCUAUAAGGAACGGGGGAGGGGUGGGAGUGUUCUCCAGAACAGAGGGUGUAGCUGCGAACGGAGGACAGUUUGGAAAUGAUGUAAUGGCUGCCACCAAGUUUCAACUAAACUAUAAAAAGGAAGAGGAGUUAGAUUUGCUUUGCAUAACUUCAAAGGCAAACAGAAUAGAAACCUAAGAGAACUUUACAGAUGACAGAUGUUUGCUCAAGAUAAGCAUCUUCUAGUAAGGAGUGUUCUAAAGAAGAAAAAGGUCAAGUAAGAUUUCCGGCUGUAGCAAAUGUCCAUGGGUUAACUGAGCCACGCCUAUCCCAGGUGCUGUGAAAGGGACGGUCACAUUGGUUUGGGGCAAGAUGACAGGAACGCUCUUUUCCAAAUAGUCUCGAUAGGAAUGAGACGCUCUAGCUCGUGACAGCCUUUCUCUGUUUUCGUCCUGUUGGAGGACAGUGGGAUCCUCGAAAAGAACUUGGUGAAAGAAUCCCAUCUCGUUUCCGCUGUUGAGCUAAAGGCCUUCAAGAGUUCUCAGAUGUCCAAGGGCUUGAAGCGUGGGCAAGAAGGUCAUCCCUAGCCCGGCGCUGUUAGGGGCCAUGCCUCGGAGGAAGCAUAGUGUGCUCGGCACCCGUGCUCUCUUCUCUCCCACCCCCUCGGUUAAUUCUUCUUGCUUUGGUGCUUCUCCUGGACUGGUUGGAAUUUUGUUGUUUUACCAUUAAUCAAACAUUGGUUGAAAAAAAAAUACUCCCCUCUGUGCUAUUUGUAUCUAGUAAGCAAAUUAUCUUUAAAAAUCUACUACCUUGGUCACCAAAUUUGUUUUGCCUCCCCUGUGCUUAGGGUCCUUAUGGAUAACAAUGUAGGAAGCUAAGGGGUAUGAUAAAAUGUAUUUGAGGACUUAUGAAUAACCUAUAUAAAAAACCUCAGUUGGGCAGAUUACCCUUUUGAUAUGCAGAAUGUGUGCUUGCCACAUGGGCCCUCAGUUUUUAUUUUUCCUGUGGUUACCAAAAAAAAAAAAAAAAAUCCUAGUCAGUGUUCUCAAUAAUGAAAAAAAUAUAAAAAGAGGAUGGAUUUUACCAAUGCAGUUAGAACACGCUUGGUGUCACAUGGAAUAGAGUCAAGAGCUUGUUUUUCAACUUUACAGUCAAAUAGGACAAAAAAGAUACUCAUUCUACUAUAUCAAACAAGAGGGCUGGCCAUGUAGCUCAGUGGUAGAGAACUUGUCUAGCAUGCACAAGACCCCGGGUUCAACCCCCAGUACCAAAUAAAUAAGCAACAAAAAGAAUGGGGGGGUUGGAGGACAGACCACGACACCUCUCUUGUAGACACAGUGCGGGUUAGUUAUUUCUUUUCAAAAGCCAGCCCUUUGAUCCUAGAAGACUUUUUCUUUCCUUGUUGUUUUGUUUUGUUUCCUGUUUGCUUUCCCACCUCACUACCUUCCCACAUUUGCUGUCCAGGCUUGUCCUCAAGAGUAUUCCUUUAUUUAAAAGAGUCCUUAUUUGAAAUGAGACUAAUUUCAGUGUAGAAACCUGGUUGGGAUCAGGAAUGUAGGUCCCUAGAAGGUCUACUCCUGAGAAGUGUGAUCAUGAAGACAGAUUAUUGUGGUUAUUACUGAACCACUAUCCUUGUGAUUUAAAGGCCUGUCACAGAGUGUGAGCCCAGCCACCUUAACUCCUUACUGCUAAGUCAAAUACACUCAUUAAAUGAGUGGAAAUUAUCGGCGCUUUGGCUCUGAGACCGCUUAGCCUUUGUUUAGUUAGCGCCCAGUACUCACGUUACAGCUAACAAGCAGCAUUUAUUUUCCGGAGGACUUAAACACAUUUAUUUGGCUUUUAUUCCUGCCACCAGUGGGAACCAAGCGUCAGGACAGAGGCACUUACUGUGUGGCUGAAUCUGACCCACAGUGGACCUUAUUCAUAUUGAGAACCAUUUUUGUGCUCAGGUAUGGAGGAGCGCAGGCGUUGUCCACAGUUAGGCUAUUGAUCCAGUUUUAUUGCUGCCACUCAAACAGACCUGUGAGCCUCGACCUUGCCCACAAGAGUAACCAGUGGAAGAUGCACGCGUCUGAUGGAGCCCACAGCCGGCCCUGCUCUACCAGGUCGUCAUCUUCCCAACUGUAACCACUGGCCAGUGCUACUGUGCACACCACGUCCCCACAUGGGGUGGAGAUCUGAGAUGGGAAGGCUGAGGCUCACCAGGUGAAAUCAUGAUUUCAAAAUUUCUGUUUUAUAAUCAGUUUAGGGGUUGAGAAAGAGAGAGAGAUAGAUUGAGCUGACCUUUUUCUAUUUUUCUUAAAAGUUCAAGGAAUUAACUGUUAUGAGUAGGAAGUGAUACCAUCCAAUCCACUUGUAUAAUUUCUUCUGGUAAAAACUGGUAUAUAUUUUUAAAGUGUUUCAAGACAGGGUUUCCCUGUGUAGCUCUGGCUGUCCUGAAGUUCCCUAUGUAGAUCAGGCCGGCCUUGAACUCAGAGUGCCACCUGCCUCUGCCUCCUGAGUGCUGGGAUUAAAGAUAUGUGCCACCACCACAAAUUUAAUUCUUCUAAGAACGGUUGAUUUAAAUUAAUCAAUCCUAGCUUGUCUGAAGUUGAGACUAUGAUUAGAUUAGACUUUAAUAGAGGAUUCAUGAACAGAGCUAACAAAAAUUAAAAAUAUACCAUCUAGUAAAUGAAUCUUGCAUUAAUACUUCUACCAAACUGUGAUAGCAUUUUCUAUAGAAUUAGUCAGUGUAUUCUCACUAUGAUUCUAAUUGAUGUUUUCUAAACAUGACCAGUGUCGAUUUACCAGUUCCCUAUACAUGACCAUGUUUUAUUUAUGCUCUUUGUAAAUGAGAUUGGUUUCAGAUAUUAUCAUUUAUAACUGAAGGAAAUACAGAAAGCAGUCUUAAGAGGAGGAACAAAUGCAUGUAUUAGUAAUAGUCCCAUGGUCACCCAAGCAAGAACAUGGAAGUUUUAUUUUUCUUCUAGUGUGCCUUAGACAAUUUGCCAAUGAAAGUUCAGUUGUAUACUUUAAGAAUUGAAAGGGGGACUGUGUGUGUGUGUAUACAUGUGUGUACAUAUAUUUCACCCUUUCAGUUCUUUAAAGUAUGUGUGUGUGUUGCAACUCCAAGCCCACGAAGGUAAGAAAGUUUCUAUAGUACUAUGUUCUGCAGAACCUGGGACAAUGCAAAUAAAAGCUAGAUGUAAUGAAAAGCUACUAAAGAACAGACUAAAGAAAACAAUAAUGAAAAGAGUUGAAGCAUUUACAGCAUUGGCCACCAAGAUUCAACGUAACCUGAACUGGAGGCUGUCUCUUAAAGUAAGAAGCUAUGGGAAAGAGGGGCGCCUAGCAGGACUAGACAGCAGAACUCUUCAGCCCAGCUCAGCUUGCAUCAAGUGCUCUUGCUAAGGGACAAGUGCCCUGGCUAAGAGACUCGAAGGGAGGAGAGGCUGUACAAUAGGAUGCUGAAAAUCGUUGUUGGUAGCCAUGCGGGGAUGGCUUUAGGAAGGGAAAGUUGGGCUCUCUGGCUGUGCAUAAGCAUGGGGACAAUCACUAUUGCUAACUCACCUGUUAUUUCCCCAACUUGAUGUCAGUUUCCAGAGACAAAAGAGAGAGGGCUGGACUUUCGCUUCUUGGGUUAUUUUUUUUUUCCAGCUGUGGUUUUUAUGGGUUGUUUCACAAAAUGUCCUUUCUUGCCACGUUUUGUUGAUAUCCCUUGUCUGCGAGGUUCUUUAUCCAUGCUUACGAACCAAGAAGUUUAACACAUGUAAGCUGCAGAGGCCAGCUAGUUUUAUCUUUUUCUGCUCAAACCCCUUUCCUUCCUUACGCUUAGCUGACAGAACUGCAGAAAAGCCCCCAAUUCUCUGUGUUGCAGUUGACUUCAAAAUACCAGCUUAAUACAAAGGUCAAAAGGGCAGUUUCCCCAGUGGAUAUUGGGAUGUGAAUACCAGGCGAAACUUAAGUAGAUCUAACCCUCCAAGUACUGACGAUGUUAGGGUGUAAGAUGGUCUAGGAUUUAUAGGUAAAUCCUUUUAUGUGGAUGGCCAUAGGAGGGAGGGGAGAACAGAAACUAAUCUGGAGCCAUCUGUAUUUAUAACAAAGUCAACAAAGAGAGAAAACCACACAUUAAAAUGUAUUUAAUUUUUUAAAGUGCGGAUCAUUAUAAAAUAACUUUCUGUGGGGUAUAUUUGAGCAUGACUUUAGUUUCUCCUCUGGUUAGACUUAGUCAGACUUAGACUGACAAUGAGUCAGUGCUAACUGGUCAGGUGGAGUCCCAGCAUCCUCUCCUUCGUUCCCAUGUUCUGCCUCAGACCGAACCCCAGUUCUCACUGUGGACACUAGCCACACUGUGACUGACGCCUUAAGGGCCACCAUUGCCCACUCCACGUGCUUUCCAGUGGACCAUCCCAGCGCAACUCCCAGCAGCAAGUUCUAUGAACGCAGAUGUACACUUAACUCCUUAUUGGAUCUAAGGGUUUUCAAGAAUGGCGUGUGAGAAGGACGACGUGAGCCUCUUUCCCCUUCUGCCAGCGUCAGUUUAUCUUUUACGUUCUCUUGCCAACAGAAACUGGAGAACCCUUUGCCAUGUUCAGAAGGCUAAAGGGGAUCAGUGUUUGAGAAAAGGCAAGGCAGGAAUAUCCCUUCUCACCUUCCCCCUUGUGAUGUCCGUGUGAAUUUCAGUGUGUCAGGGUGGUUGGACCCAAGAUCCAGUGAAUGGCUUCACUGAUCUGAGGCUUGUAUUUCGCUUAAUGUGUUACUUAUCCUUACUCAGUGUAACUUCUUGCACUAUUGUGGCUAAUUUUAUGUAAAACCAGGUAACUUUUAAAAGAAUGUGCCUACGUAACAAAGUCUACACACUGGCUAUUCCUGUAGAGGUGAGGUUUUGUUUUUGAUGUUUUGCUGAAUAAUCUGUAAUAUCUUUUUCGAGCAAUGAAAAGGAAGUAUCAAUAAAAAAAUUUUAAGCAAA